This is a messenger RNA of Phyllopteryx taeniolatus (common seadragon), 827 nucleotides long. It is a transcript of the gene hacd4, whose product is annotated as 3-hydroxyacyl-CoA dehydratase 4. Lineage: Eukaryota; Metazoa; Chordata; Actinopteri; Syngnathiformes; Syngnathidae. Gene Ontology annotation, biological process: fatty acid elongation; very long-chain fatty acid biosynthetic process; sphingolipid biosynthetic process. Bases 119 to 781 code for a protein of 220 amino acids. Gene Ontology annotation, molecular function: 3-hydroxyacyl-CoA dehydratase activity. The transcript is spliced from 7 exons. Gene Ontology annotation, cellular component: endoplasmic reticulum membrane. The record is from RefSeq and is a predicted model, not a curated record.
CGGCUGAAAAAACCCAAGACAAAAACGGUUAGGGGGGGCGGAGGGGGAGAGAUCAAAUGAACUCUAAAAUACAGCUUUUUCCCCUAUUUGCAAACAAGAGGAAGACUUUGAAGAGAGAAUGUUCAGUGUCAGGCUGGCCUACAUUUUCUCCUACAACCUGUUCCAGUUCUGCGGACACACGUGGAUACUGACGAACACGGUCGUCAGGUUUCUCACCUUCGGACAAGAUGCUCUAGCAGACACGUUUCACUCAGUCGGUUUCGUCAUGAGUCUCUGCCAGCUGCUCUCUGUCUUGGAGCUUUUCCACAUCGCCGACAGGAUUGAGAAGGCCAGACUGCUUCCACGCCUCAUCCAAGUUUUAGAGAAAAACCUCCUCCUGAUCAUGCUCAUCCUGGUGGACGAGGUUCAGAGCAAACCGGUCGUGUGCGCGCAGCUCUUCUUCUGGAACAUCUUGGACUUGCUGAGGUACCCCCAUGAAGUGAUGUGCUUGAUGGACGCCCCCUCCGCUGCCAUGCUGUGGGCCCGUUACACUCUGUGGAUCCCCAUAUACAUCCUGUCAGUUGUCACAGAAGGGUUCGCUAUAGUCCACGCGACGCAUUUCAUGGAGCAAGAAGCGCCUAGCGUGGGGAAUGCCACAGCUUCUGCGCCCAUUUGCCGCCCGCUCGUUCUCACGGUCUCGCUGCCUCUCCUCGCUUCGGGAGCGUCGCUCACAGUGUGGCAGUCGCUGAAGGAGAGACGACAUCAGCUGGAGAGGUGGGCCAAGAAGAUGAAGAGGGAAUGACCAAAUCAUAAAAAAAUCCAAAACAAACCUCUGGUUCUGGGUUUUG